AUGGGGCGGGCAAACAGACGGCCCCCGGGCACGGCCGGCGCAGCCACGGCGGCCGAGCCGCGCUCACCGGGGGCGCGCUGCCUAAGCGCGGCCUGGGCGUCUGCCGGGGCCAGCACCCUGCCCCGGACCAGCGGCACAACUGCGUCUAAGGAUGUAACACAGCGCCCAGCUACGCACAUCUGCGAUCGCACACCGCUGAGCGGGCAUCAGCAGGGGGCUGCGCUGUCCGCCCCCCGCGGGCUCGCGAGAGGCAGCCGGGACUCGCCACCAGCCGGUCACUCCCGCUCCCACAACGGCCCCGCCGGCCCCACCUUUCCGGAACCGACUACGGCUAGCUCCGCGGGCCCCCCGCUCCCCCUGCGCGCCGCGGGCCCGCCGUUAGCGCUGUCAGGCGCCGCUAACCGGCACUGCCCAGCGAUACCCGCGGUCACCCGGCGCUGCCCAGCGCUGCAUUACCGCCGCUCCCGCACCCCGCGCUGGGCCCGGCGCCGUUGGCGCGCCCGCCGCGUGGCGCGCGAGGCUGGCCCCCGAUUGGCCGCCGCCCCACCGCCCUCCCGCCCGCGUUCAAAAUGGCCGCGGCCGGCCAUCGCCACAGCGGGGCGGUCCCAUAGCAACGGUGCCGCUCCGGAGAGCUACCGCUUCCCUUCCCUGAAGAAAAACAAACAGACGGGGGAAAAAGGAUCCAAAAACAACCCACCCCCAAACACACAUACAGAAAAACAAAACGACCCAAACCGCAAAAAGACAAACCCGUCAAACAAACCAAAAGCCAGCAGUUCAGUGCAAGAAGAAAGCAGGCCCUGCGUUAGCAAAGCACACGUAUUUGGAACCAUUUCAGCAGUUCCACUGCACAAAGUUCAUCAUUUGCAUCCGAUUCACUACAAAGAUCUGCACAGCCUCAACUGCCAGAGUGGUCUACAUGAACAGAGGGAAGGAUUUGAUAUGACAGAGGGAAGGAAGCAUACCUGCAGAGAGAAAAUUCCUGUGGUUGAAAUACCUGUAUUAGCACACAGGGCUUUGCAUAUGAAUUUCUCUUACGACUACUAUCCAUUAGGACUGGAAUCCCAAUGGUCUGGACACUAAAUAGAAUUACAGAAGAAAUAUACUCCUAAACUGUUUAUACUUACGGUCUAUCCAUGUGCAUGACAAAACACAUCUGGUACUAAAGCAUAAAAAUAUGCAACAUAAAGCAGUCAAAUAGGACAAUGGGGACAACAUGGGAAUGUCUUCUCAGUAUGGUCAGCUGUUUGAAGUAUUAUAUCCAAUAAAAGCCUCCAUGUAGGACUUGAU
This is a messenger RNA of Oenanthe melanoleuca, 1290 nucleotides long. RefSeq names its product serine/arginine repetitive matrix protein 1-like. Bases 1 to 1083 code for a protein of 360 amino acids. The transcript has 4 exons. NCBI's taxonomy places the organism in Eukaryota, Metazoa, Chordata, Aves, Passeriformes, Muscicapidae. The record is from RefSeq and is a predicted model, not a curated record.